Messenger RNA from Physella acuta, 3148 nucleotides. RefSeq names its product DNA mismatch repair protein Msh2-like. The record is from RefSeq and is a predicted model, not a curated record. NCBI's taxonomy places the organism in Eukaryota, Metazoa, Mollusca, Gastropoda, Physidae. Gene Ontology annotation, biological process: mismatch repair; mitotic recombination. Gene Ontology annotation, molecular function: mismatched DNA binding; ATP binding; ATP-dependent DNA damage sensor activity. Gene Ontology annotation, cellular component: MutSalpha complex; nucleus.
AGGCAUACACUAAUAUAGAUGUCUAACUUACACUAGAGUCUAGACUAGAUUAAGCCUAAAUCACAUAGACAUCUAAAUGACAUAAAUCUGUGUGAUAUAGAUUCUAGAUUAGAUACCGAUUCAUAUUCGAAUCAGUCAAUUCAAACACAAGUAAUGGCACUUCAACCGAAGCAAGGACUCCAACUUGAAAAUGCACAAGAAGUUGGCUUUGUAACAUUCUUCUCACACUUACCAGAGAAAAUUGGGACGACUUUAAGAGUAUUUGACAGAUCAGAUUACUAUACUGUACAUGGAGAAGAUGCUGUGUUUGUGGCCAAAGAAGUUUUCAAAACACCUGGAGUAAUAAAAAUGAUUGGAGGUUCGAAGAAGCUUGAAUCUGUUUCAAUGAGCAAAAUGAACUUUGAAGCUUUUGUAAAGGAAUUGCUAUUAGUUCGUCAAUACAGGGUUGAAGUUUAUUCAAAUAAAGGCAGUUCAAAAUCAAAUGAAUGGUCACUUGCUUUUAAAGCUUCUCCCGGCAAUCUUUCCCAGUUUGAGGAUAUUUUGUUCAGCAACUCAGACAUGUCAAUAUCAGCAGGAGUUCUUGGUCUCAAAGUUGUCAGUGAUGAUGGACAAGUGGUUAUUGGCGUUGGGUUUGUUGAUCCUGUUUUAAGGACAUUUACAGUUAGUGAAUUUCCAGAUAACAACCAGUUUUCAAAUUUUGAGGCCCUUCUAGUCCAGCUAGGACCAAAAGAAUGCUUAAUACAAAGUGGUGAACUGCCAGGUGAUACUGCUAAACUGAAACAGGUCUUGAAUCGUAGUGGAGUUCUCCUUACAGAGAUUAAGAAAUCUGAAUUUAGCAAUAAAGACAUAGUACAGGACUUAAACAGACUAUUAAAGGCUAAGAAAGGAGAAAAAAUGAACAGUAUCACAUUAGAGGAAGUUGACAAAACCAUUGCCAUGUGUUCCCUUUCUGCUGUCAUUCGAUAUUUAGAGCUUUUAUCAAAUGAAGACAAUUUUGGACAAUUUCGUAUCUCAACAUUUGAUUUGAACCUCUACAUGAAAUUAGAUGCUGCUGCAGUGAAGGCCUUAAAUCUGCUUCCUAUUGCUAAUGAAACAAAUAAAAAUCAAAGUCUGCUGGGACUGCUAAAUAGAUGCAGAACAGCACCAGGUCAAAGGUUACUUAGUCAGUGGGUCAAGCAGCCAUUAAUGGACUUACAAAAGAUAGAGGAACGACUGAAUAUAGUGGAAGCCAUGUUAAGUGACAGUGACUUGCGACAAACACUUCAUGAAGAUCAAUUAAGAAAAGUCCCAGAUUUUCAAAGGCUUGCUAAAAAGUUUCAGAGAAAAAAGGCAUCACUUCAGGAUUGUUACAGGGUAUACCAAGCUCUGGAGAAGCUGCCGCAUCUGUUGGAAACACUAGAGAAAUAUGAUGGAGAUCAUAAAGUCUUGCUGACAGAGAUUUUCUCUAAUCCAAUAAAGGAGCUACUUAUGGACUUUAGCAAAUUUCAAGAAAUGGUGGAAACAACUGUGGACUUGGAACAAGUACAAAAUCAUGAGUUUGUAAUAAGGGCUGAUUUUGAUGACAAUUUAGCAGAAUUAAGAAAGAAAAUUGAUGAACUGGAGGAAAACAUUAAAGAUCAAUUGAAUAAGGUUGCCAGAGAUUUGAACCUUGAGCCAAAUAAAACUGUUAAACUUGAGAGUAGCAACCAGUUAGGAUAUUAUUUUAGAGUUACAAGAAAGGAAGAAAAGGCACUUAGAAAUAAUAAAAAAUACUACACCAUUGAUACCAAAAGUAAUGGAGUUAGGUUUCACAACAGCGCAACGAAACAGUACAACAAUGAAUAUCAAAGGACGAGAGAAGAAUACAAUGAGCAACAAAAAAGUGUUGUGGCUGAGGUGAUUAACAUUGCAGCUGGCUAUGUGGAACCAAUGUGCCUGUUGAGUGACAUCCUGGCACAGCUUGAUGUUCUUGUAUCUUUUGCUAUUGUUUCUGCAUCAGCCCCUAUUCCCUAUGUUAGACCGAAGCUGCAUCCCAAAGGCCAUGGUAUACUGAAGUUGCAUGAAGUUCGACACCCUUGUUUAGAAAUGCAAGAUGAAGUAUCCUACAUUCCCAAUGAUGCCAUAUUUGAUAAAGAAAAACAGAUGUUUCACAUUAUCACUGGUCCAAAUAUGGGAGGCAAAUCAACAUACAUUAGAUCUGUUGGUGUGUGCGCAGUGAUGGCUCAGCUUGGCUGUUAUGUCCCCUGUCAGCAAGCUGAAUUAUCUGUCCUUGAUUGUGUGCUGGCUCGUGUUGGAGCUGGAGAUAUUCAGCUAAAAGGCGUGUCCACUUUUAUGGCUGAAAUGUUAGAGACUGCAGCAAUAAUUAGGGCAGCAACUGAAGAUUCGCUGAUUAUCAUUGAUGAGCUUGGAAGAGGAACAUCCACUUAUGAUGGAUUUGGUUUAGCUUGGGCAAUCUCAGAACACAUAGCUACAAAGAUCAGAUGUUUUUGCUUAUUUGCCACACAUUUCCAUGAACUGACUGCCCUGGCGGAUGAAGUUCCCACAGUAAACAACCUUCAUGUCACUGCGCUAACUACCAAUGACACGCUGACUUUCCUGUACAGGGUCAAGCCUGGCAUCUGUGAUCAAAGUUUUGGUAUACAUGUUGCUGAACUUGCACAUUUUCCUAAAGAUGUUAUUGAAGAAGCCAAAAUAAAAGCUAGUGAGCUGGAGGAUUUCCAGAAUAUCAAUCUUGAAGGGACAGGGCUGGAAGGAGAUGAUGAACCAGCAGUUAAAAGAAGAAAAUUGGCUAAAGAGGAAGGUUUUCAGAUAAUGCAAGAUUUUUUAGCUAAAGUCAAAAGAAGUGCAGUUAAAGACAUGUCUCAGGAAGAAGCUAUGUCAGCCAUUAAUAAGUUAAAAGCAGAAGUGGAUCAACACAAUAAUCCAUACAUUAAAGAUCUCUUAGCCAGGAAACAAAAAAAAAAAAUCUCAAUAGGGAGGGAUGUGUUUGAUCUUGUUGAAGUUGCUAAUGUUUGUACUUAGAUUAAAAGGUUUGAAUUUAGGCCGAUUCUAGUCGGAAUAAGAUACGCAUGCGAUACGCAUGCGCAAUGGAGAGAAACUACGACUUGCCUUAGCGGCGAUGUUUUCGAUGGUACUGCGCAUGCGUGUGUUUACAACCGCAGAACCCUAA